Molecule: messenger RNA, 769 nt
Organism: Anastrepha obliqua
Lineage: Eukaryota; Metazoa; Arthropoda; Insecta; Diptera; Tephritidae
Exons: 3
Coding region: 92-643 (183 amino acids)
Source: RefSeq, a predicted model, not a curated record
AGCAUUUUGAAGCAAAAAAAAAACUGCUUUACUCAUUUUCGAUCAACAAAAAGUCAAAAACAAAAUAUAGACAAACAAAAACUAUCACAAAAUGUUUCGUAUACAAAAAUUGCUGCUUGAAGAAUUUCGUGAAAUCUACGAGCCUGUCAUUGUGGAGAAUCCAUUCACGCAGGUGACCGAGGAUGGGCAGGGUAUAAGGCAGUAUCACAUAGGUCUUACACCUUCAAAAAUCAUCUUUGGAUGUGACGAUUUCGAUUUGACGGAUCGGGAUUAUUAUGGCUGGCAAAAUAUGGAUCCGGAAAUCGAAACAUUUGAAUUGGUCAGCUUGUUGCCACUGCAGUUUUUACUAGUGAAAUUCUUUCGCAAACAGGGGCGUUACAUUAUGCGCCUGUGCAUUGUGGGUGAUGAGGAUAAGCCGAUGUUUUUUGAAUUUGGUGGGCACUUGUAUAAGAAUUUAUUCUGGAAUACUUGGCGUGAACGAAUCGCCACAAUACGAUUAUCGCAGCCGUUGCUCUUUAACAUAUCUGGCUGUAGUCCAUUUUCAAGCACAGAUGUGUUGAUUGAGGAUGAGGAGGUACAAGCGCUAGUGCAUUCUGAGCCGCGUUCAGUGACUAGUUUUUGCGCGAGCUAUAGCUACCAGUGAGGGGAGUGUUUGAAACGUGCACAAGGGCUCCGUAAAACAGUUCUAAGAUAAAAUACGAACAUGUAUGUAUGUAUGUAUGUAUAUAUAUAAUUUUAUUACAAAGUUAUAAAUGUGAUAACAAUUGCU